Molecule: messenger RNA, 1770 nt
Organism: Ochotona princeps (American pika)
Lineage: Eukaryota; Metazoa; Chordata; Mammalia; Lagomorpha; Ochotonidae
Product: glycosyltransferase-like domain-containing protein 1
Exons: 1
Coding region: 24-1295 (423 amino acids)
Source: RefSeq, a predicted model, not a curated record
GCUGUGAAGAUUUGAAUUUGCCAAUGAGUGUUCUUAUCAUUGAAGCGUUCUAUGGAGGCUCCCACAAACAGCUGGUAGAUCUGCUCCUGGAAGAGUUACCAGACUGUGUCCUCUACACCCUUCCUGCCAAGAAAUGGCAUUGGAGAGCAAGGACAUCAGCUUUAUACUUCUCUCAGAAUGUUCCCAUCAGUGAACAUUACAGGAUCCUUUUUGCAAGCUCAGUGCUUAACCUGACGGAACUGGUUGCCCUUCGGCCUGACCUUGGAAAAUUGAGAAAGAUUCUGUAUUUCCAUGAGAACCAAUUGGUAUACCCUGUCAAGAAAUGUAAGGAGAGGGAUUUCCAGUAUGGAUACAACCAGAUUCUUUCAUGCCUCGUGGCUGAUGUGGUGGUGUUCAACUCAGUGUUUAAUAUGGAGUCAUUUCUGAAUUCCAUUGGAAGAUUUAUGAAGCUGAUUCCUGACCACAGACCCAGGGAUCUGGAAGGCAUCAUUAGGCCCAAGUGCCAGGUUAUUUACUUUCCCACCAGGUUUCCUGAUGUGAGCAGCCCCCUGGAAAUACACCUGAUAAACCAGCAAAAGGUGGCCCAAGUACUUUGGCCUAUGCACUCACAUGUGAGUGCUGGAAGAAGCUACAAACUCUGGGCUCCAGGCAUGACCAAGCCCCAGCUAUUGGGGCUUUUCAGAUUCAUGCCCAAGCACAAAAGAGCCCAUCUGCAGAAGAUGCUCAGCCUUAAAGAAAAUGGUGAUACCCCUCCAUCCAUGGGCCCUCGUUUCCAGAGACAGCCAAGAGAGUCUGGGAAUACACAGAAGAAUGUAAAAUCACAGGAUGAUGUACAGCCUGGCCUGCAGGUUGCACAAGAGGAAAUGCUAGGUAACUCAUUGGUGCAGGAGACAGGCUUGGCAAAGUCCAACUCAUCAGCUACUUCAAGCUCUCAUCUUGGAGAAACUAUGCGAAAUCUGACUCUUACUCCCUGUCUCAUUUUGGGUGAAGUUGAUGACCAACAAAGACCAUUGCACAUUGUCUGGCCUCAUAGGUGGGAGCACGAUAAAGAUCCAGAGAGUUUUUUUAAAGUAUUAAUGCAUCUUAAGGAUUUAGAACUGAAUUUCCACGUUUCUGUCCUUGGAGAAACAUACACAGAUGUCCCAGAUAUAUUUUCAGAGGCCAAAAAGGCACUGGGAUCUUCCGUCUUACACUGGGGCUACUUACCCAGCAAAGAGGACUAUUUCCAAGCACUGUGCAUGGCUGAUGUUGUCAUCUCAACAGCUAAGCAUGAAUUCUUUGGAGUGGCAAUGUAAGUUCUUUCUGUUUGUGGAACAAGGUAAUGCAGUCUCUAAUCAGUCUUCAUGUGUGCAUUUACUAACAAUGAAUGUCAAAUUAUACAUCCUCAUGCCGUGAUCAAAGGAAUGUAAUGGAUUAUCACUUUACCUCGUCAGUACUACAUAUGUGGAUGAUUGUUAGGCUUGUCCAAUGAGCCUAUUUCAUUUCCCCCUGCCCCUCCAUACAAUCUUGGAAAGGUAUAAGGGCCAACCUUUGUGAUACCUUCUCUCAAAAGCCAGAAUUCAACUUUCUGUUGUGGGUCUGUGAGUCCAAACUUUUGAUCAGAUCCUCCUCCUCCUUGACAUACUGUGCAGAUUUUUACAACUCCCCCAAAGAUCACCUGCCUCUUAAGAGAAAUCCUGAGACUAAUGUGAUUCUGGGAAAAAAAAAAAAAAAAAGAAUGAUGUGUUGUGCACAUCAGUGGUCUGUAAUGUCCUCCCUCUCAUCCUGAAG